This is a messenger RNA of Suillus paluster, 1152 nucleotides long. RefSeq names its product DUF1183-domain-containing protein. The record is from RefSeq and is a predicted model, not a curated record. Gene Ontology annotation, biological process: regulation of store-operated calcium entry. Gene Ontology annotation, cellular component: endoplasmic reticulum membrane. The transcript has 4 exons. NCBI's taxonomy places the organism in Eukaryota, Fungi, Basidiomycota, Agaricomycetes, Boletales, Suillaceae. The coding region runs from base 207 to 1052 and encodes 281 amino acids.
AGUGAUUUCUCGGUUAUUUGUCGGACAUAAACAUAGAUCCCGCACAGCCACCGAGCCGGCGGUUAGGCGUCUACUACCGUCAUAACACGUUUCACCACGUUCAUCUCCACGGCGCAUGUCACAGAAGGCUUUGCCACUCGUGUUCGUAUUUUUGAACCGCUGAAAAUUCGAUCUGUGCUUGACGAAGGCUCACCCGACGAUAUUUCAUGUCCCGGGUCGCUUUGGAGAGCAUCCCUGCUCUUACAUUCUACAAGGACUCGCUUACAGCGGCGCGGCGAACCAGUCCCAUUGCACAGCUAGUUUGCAUUGGGAAAGCAUGCGCUUUGUACCAACCGGAUGUCGUGCGCUGCAGUAACAUUGGAGGAUCGGGUACAGAUGUUGACUGGAAGUGUGAGGCAGACCUACCGUCUUCCUUACGUUUUGGUCGAGUUGAGGUGUCUUGCGAGGGAUGGUAUGGUCCCGGUGACCCAUAUGUCAUGAAAGGGUCCUGUUCCUUGGAAUAUAAUCUCGUUCAAAUACCUGAUGCACUCCGCGAUGACUCAAGCUGGUAUAACGGUCCACGUCUCGGAGACCUUGAUAAGUCCGGGCUCUUCUUCAUGCUCGUAUGGAUCAUAGUCCUCGCCUUCAUAGCCUACAGCUUUAUCCAACCUUGCCUGCGCCGCAACACGUCAGCCACAGAGUAUGCAAGCCGCACCGCACCUCCCUCAUAUCCUGGCGGUGGGUCUGGGUCAGGAUUUUUCCCGGGCUCCUAUCACACCAGCCCACCCCCGCCAUACACCAAAGAUGCCAGUUCAGGCUCUCCGAAUGACGGCACGCAGUGGCAGCCAGGAUUCUGGACUGGCGCUGCGCUUGGGGCAUUGGGAAACCAUCUUUUGAAUCGCAACCCGGCGCAGCCUCGGGAGUACGACUGGGAACGAGAGAGGCGCUCGCCGUUUAGUAGCUCGAGGAGCAGACCCGUGCCCAGUUAUGAUAACCAGGACAGAGGAGAGGGGUCAUCCAACUUGGGCGCCAUGAGGACUAGUACGGGAUAUGGCGGUUCGAGUAGUAGGUGAUAAAAGGUCACAUUCACAAUGUACAGACUAAUUGUACAGAUAUACUAUAUAUGAAAGUGACGGGAGUCAAACCCCUUCAACAACAUUCUCCAGUUCCCCA